AUGCUCAACACUGCAUUAUCAAAACAAAUCUGAACCGUCGAUCCGUCGAAACCUCGAAACCGAUGGAAAAAAAUAAAGGGUUUUCUUUUCAGCUUCGGUGGAUUGAAUGAAUUGAAUCAAAUCAAAUUGAGUUGCUUUUAUGAGAAUAGAAUGGUCAAAAUGGUUAUCGAAAAUGAAUACGAAGAAACAAAUGGCGAUGAAGUGAACUACAAGCAAGAGUAUCGGAAGCUGAAAAGGAAGCUCAAGUUAUUAAUUUAUGAAAACGAAUGUUUCCAAGAAUCCUUACGAAGUAGCGAAAGGAAAUUUCUAUCUGCUACUCGAGAUCGUAAUUUCCUAUUAGAACGUCUCUCUGCGUAUGAGCCCGUUGACACUGGUACUAGUGACACUGAAGAAACCGCAGAAUCUUCAGAUGACGAGCAUUUAAGAACAAGUGCUAAACGCCGGAAAGUUGAAGCUGGUGGUUCUGCUCGUGGUUCUGGUUUAUCCACUCCACCAGGGAGCUCGAAAUCCGGUACUCCUGUUCGUAAGAAAAAAACUAGCGUAGCAGUCAGUAAAAGUGGAACAUCGAAGAUGAUGUCUUCAAUUCCACCUUUGCAAGUUACCCAGCGCAGUGUGAGUCAUGAUAUCAUCAAUGGGAACGGCGAAGGAUGCAUGACACCUGAGGAAGUUGAACGGCAUUUGGAAGCUAAAAAGAGACAGGUUUCUCUUACCCCUGAGAAAACAUCGUUGACAUUGCCGUCAGAAAUGUUCAGUAGUGAUAUUACACUAGAUAGGAAACCAAAUGAUUUAUAUGAAAUAGAAAGUUCUUCGAGUAACAUCGGAGAAGAUAUGCCCGUUGAUAUGAUUUAAGAUGCGUAGAUGGAUUCGAAAUUCAUUUCGAUUUCUAAUUCUAAAACGCAGCGUAUUUUUUUUCAAUUUUCUUUCUUCAUGAAAGUUACUAUUACGAUUACGACUAUGACAUUAAUUAACUAUUUUCCUCUAUUUUCGGAUUGAUAUGAAGACUGAAUAAUAACGGUCUUUGACUUGAAAAAAUUACGCGCCGAUGCAUGUAAAUCUUCAACUGAAGAAAAGUUCAAUAAAAUGUUAUAAUUUUUUUUUCAAUUACUUACUUAGUAUUAUAUUGAAACCAAAGUGGGUAAGUAUGCUUAUUGUAAAGUAGAAAUCUCAAAGUUGAUGAUAAAAUGUGAAUACUAUCUCAUAUUAUAUAAGGUGAAUGGACAAGCUCCAUUAGUAUUCAUGGUAAUUUUUAGUGUUUCAGUAUUAGUUCUGCGUUGAAAAAGUAGCUGUAUUCUUUAAUCUAAUUAUGGGACAAAAACAAUGUUUCGAUUAUUUUAAUUUAAUUGAUCUAUCUGUGUCACCUUUGAGAUUCAUCAACUGUUCUAAUUUAUUAAUGGCCGAAUAAAAUUCGUAUUUCCUUGACUA
This is a messenger RNA of Planococcus citri (citrus mealybug), 1422 nucleotides long. RefSeq names its product INO80 complex subunit E. Gene Ontology annotation, biological process: chromatin remodeling. The coding region runs from base 151 to 849 and encodes 232 amino acids. The transcript is spliced from 5 exons. NCBI's taxonomy places the organism in Eukaryota, Metazoa, Arthropoda, Insecta, Hemiptera, Pseudococcidae. Gene Ontology annotation, cellular component: nucleus; Ino80 complex. The record is from RefSeq and is a predicted model, not a curated record.